CGCCCCCUCAUUUGCAUGCUGCACGCCGAUUGGUCACGGCGGCCGCCGGGGACCAGAGGCCGGCCCCCUCCCCCUCCCGCCGCAGCGGCGGCAGCAGCUGGUCUCGGUGUAAACAAGUCGCGGCGGCUGCGAACCCGGGCCGGGGGGGACGGCGCCCACCAGGAGCGCCCCCCUCUCCCAGGCCAGGCCACCCCGGCGGACCGGACCCCCGCGCGCCCAGGCGAGGCACUGGGCUCCCUCUGCUCCCCGUGGGCCGCUCCCCGCGUGGGGCCACUGCCCCCGGCCCCCGCCAUGGUGCGGAUUUCAAAGCCCAAGACGUUUCAGGCCUACCUGGAUGAUUGUCACCGGAGGUAUAGCUGUGCCCACUGCCGCGCUCACCUGGCCAACCACGACGACCUCAUCUCCAAGUCCUUCCAGGGCAGUCAGGGGCGCGCCUACCUCUUCAACUCUGUGGUGAACGUGGGCUGCGGGCCAGCCGAGGAGCGGGUGCUGCUGACAGGCCUCCAUGCUGUCGCUGACAUCCAUUGCGAAAACUGCAAGACCACUUUGGGCUGGAAAUAUGAACAGGCCUUCGAGAGCAGCCAGAAGUACAAAGAGGGGAAGUACAUCAUUGAACUCAACCACAUGAUCAAAGACAACGGCUGGGACUGACCCCUGCUCCUGACGCAUGUGGCGCCAGCCCGGCCUGGCCGCCAGGGGGCGCCACUGGCUUCCCUUCAGCCGAACGGAGCUCUGGACCCUCAGGCCCCCUUACAGAGGAAGGAUCCAGCUCCUGUACAUAUAUUUUAUUGCAUGCACUGUGACUUUGGGGGGAGAUCGGAAGGUGGACAAAAUGGACGACACCCCCGCACCUCCCUGCGAUCUGGCUGGCUUGGAUCUCGUUUUUAAACCCCUUCCUACCCCGCCUGCCCUCUAGAUAUGGCCUGUGUGCUGCUCUCUUGGCCCCAGUGCACCAUCUGCCCUGUGACGUUCUCCUUCCACCGGGCCCCUCUUACCCCACGCGUGUCUGCUCCCCUUGUUCUGUAGCGUUUGUACAUAAUAAAACAAUGGAGUGGAGACAG
Molecule: messenger RNA, 1061 nt
Organism: Dama dama (fallow deer)
Lineage: Eukaryota; Metazoa; Chordata; Mammalia; Artiodactyla; Cervidae
Gene: YPEL3
Product: yippee like 3
Exons: 5
Coding region: 16-651 (211 amino acids)
Source: RefSeq, a predicted model, not a curated record